AUGUUCAAGAAGCCAUUGGGAGAGCUGAAGACAACUGCGCCCCUGCGCAGCACUGAUCGCAGGAAACUCAGGCAACGAGUCCUGCAGGCGUUCCCCUCGAUCCCACCAGAAGAAGGGGACGCCUUGGUCGUAUAUCUGUCUCCUGACGGCGACCCACUCUGGUUCACGAUCGGGAAGGGCUCGGAAGACUUAAUCCCCACUGUACACACUCUCUGGAAGCGUCCAGAGAUGCUCCCUUUCCUCUCCACGCCCUCCGCGGUCGUCCCAAAGCUCAUCGGAGGCGCCGAUCUCAUGAUCCCGGGAGUCGUGCAAAGCCCCACCGCUCUGGCACCAGACCAACUCGUCGCGGUGACACAGUACCACAGGGGCGCCAUCGGGCCCCCGCUCGCGGUCGGCCGAAUGGCAGUGUCUUCCGACACACUGAGAUCCGCGGACGAGCAGGAUCUCAGAGGCAAGGCCGUCUACGUCUGGCAUACAUGGAAAGAUGCUCUGUGGGAGAUGGGCCCCAGCAAGAAGCUGACCCCCCUGCACCUCGAGCACCUCCUGCGGACGGAAGACGAACCUUCCGACGGGUCGGACGAAGCGAUCUCUAUACGCGAACUGACUCCUCAAGACGUAUCCGACUAUUUGCAUGCUGCGCUGCUCCACACGAUUGGCGUCACUUUCGCAAGGGCGCCCAUUAUGACAUUCCCGAUGCCUGCCACCACGUUCUGGAGUUCAUACGUCCUGCCGGCACGUCCCGCCUAUGCACUGGAAAUACACGGCCUAUCUGACGCAAGUUCUCUCGACGUCAAGCAUUCGACCCACAAAAACGCGAAGUCAUUCCUCAAGGCUGCUGCGAAAGAAGGUCUGAUCAAGGUCAAAGACGUCAAGGGGGACAUUGUCGUCACAGGCGAGUCUUGCAUCGAGCUCCAUACUCAACUUUCUAAAGGUUCUCGUCCAGGAGUUCACCCAGAGCACCAGGCGGUGCUCAGUCGACACUCCUUCCGCACCCUAGGUGAUCUGGAGGCUAAAUCGAAGCGCGUCGAAGAACUCGAACAGAAAGCCAAGGCGGAGGAAGAGAAGCGCAAGAGCGAGAUCCGGAUCAGAAGGCUCUGGCAACCUGUCCAGAACACAGUUCCGCUCUUCGUCGCAGCAAAGAAAGAAACGUCGGAGAUGUACUCCAUCGCGGACAUCGAGACGAUCGUGAACGAAUACAUCGCCACGAAGAGGCUCGUCAACCCAAACGACCAACAAUACAUCAAUGUUGGCCUGGAAACAGCUUUCGCACUCGCAGUUGCAAAGAAGGGCGAAAAUGAGCUCGAGUUCGUGAAGCGCGACGAUGUCCUCAAGCGCGUUUGCGCGAACAUGCAGGCCUGGCAUGAGAUCGGCGGCGACGACCGCAAGACCGUUCGCGGGAAGGGCGAGAUCCAGCCGAUCGCGGUCGCGGUCAAGGCCCGGAACGGGCGCAAGACGUGCACGUUCAUCACCGGCUACGAGCCGUUCGGACUCGAGACGGACGACCUCGCGGACGGGCUUCGCAAGGCGUGCGCGAGCUCGACGUCUCUCAGCCCGGUGGAGCGCAAGACGUGGAUCCAAAUCAUGGUUCAAGGGAGCCAGACGAAGGCCGUCGUCCAGUUCUUGUCUGCCCGCGGGGUUCCGGAGCAGUGGAUCAAGUGCUCAGGAGAAAAGAAGAAGAAAGGCAAGAAGUAA
This is a messenger RNA of Epithele typhae, 1692 nucleotides long. Its product is annotated as eukaryotic translation initiation factor SUI1 family protein. The record is from RefSeq and is a predicted model, not a curated record. The coding region runs from base 1 to 1692 and encodes 563 amino acids. The transcript is spliced from 10 exons. Gene Ontology annotation, biological process: formation of translation preinitiation complex; translational initiation. Gene Ontology annotation, molecular function: translation initiation factor activity. Lineage: Eukaryota; Fungi; Basidiomycota; Agaricomycetes; Polyporales; Epitheliaceae.